Molecule: messenger RNA, 1452 nt
Organism: Podospora anserina S mat+
Lineage: Eukaryota; Fungi; Ascomycota; Sordariomycetes; Sordariales; Podosporaceae
Exons: 2
Coding region: 1-1452 (483 amino acids)
Molecular function (GO): oxidoreductase activity, acting on the CH-OH group of donors, NAD or NADP as acceptor
Source: RefSeq, a predicted model, not a curated record
AUGGCUAGCCGUAGAGAAAACAAGGGCUUCCACCUCGACAGCCUCGCCCGAGUCGUCCGGUACACUGCCCUUAACGAGUUUCUUGCCCUUCCCAUUGCCGGCGCCGCCCACUUCCUCACGCUCGACUCCUCGGUCAAGUAUCUGACCGCUCUCUUCACUCACGCCAACCGUCUCGGUGUCAAGCUCAACCCUCGCGACCUCAACCUUCCAAAGAUCGCACGCACUGCCCUGACCCUUGGUCUUGUUGGCGCCGCCUACUCUGCCAACGAGUUCCUCACAAAAUGGACCGCCAACAACUGGACGCGCAACAAGCCCGGGGAGUGGAAGACCCUCGACAAGGAGAUUGUUCUCAUCACUGGGGCCAGCAGCGGCAUUGGCGAACACACAGCUAAGAUGCUGCUGGCCUGGCACAAGGGUGUCAAGAUUGUCAUCGUUGACUUUGCUCCCAUGUCCUGGGAACCAUCUGCCGCCGAUGCCUCUCGGGUCUUUUACUUCCAAGCCGAUCUCAGCAAACCCGAGGUUGUGCGCUCUGUUUCGAAGCGCAUCAAGAAGAAGGUUGGCCAUCCAACUGUCCUGAUCAACAACGCCGGUCUUGCCCGCGGGUUCAGCGUUUUGGAAGGAUCCUACGCCGACGUCGAAGUCACCAUCAAGACCAACCUUCAAGCUCCGUUCCUGCUCAUCAAGGAGUUCGUCCCGCACAUGGCCAAGACGAACCACGGUCAUAUCGUUACCAUCUGCUCCAUGAGCGCUGUUGUUCCCACGCCGGGCAUCGUCGAUUACUCUGCCACUAAGGCUGGCGUUCAAGCGUUACAUGAGGGCCUGGCGCUAGAACUGAAGCAUAGACACAAGGCGGACAAGGUCAGAUUGACCAACAUUAUUCCCAACUUCAUCCGUACACCAUUGCUGUCAGGAGUGCCCCGUCAGUCGCAAUUUGGAGCGCCAUUGCUUCACGUUGAGACGGUGGCCGAGACUAUUGUCAGACAGAUUGAGAGCGGAUAUGGAGGUGUUGUGUAUUUACCGGGAAUCAUGAGAUACAUCACUUGUUUGAGGGCGCUUCCUGAGUGGGUGUACACAUAUCUCAUCCGAAAUGGCACAGUCAACCUCGCGGUUGGAUUCCAGGGGCGACAGAUCAUUGACGAGAACGGAGGCUUGAGGGCCGUCAAGGUUCAGAAGGCCGAAAUCGCUGAGAAGUCUGACCGAUCUGAAGCACCUGAGGUGCCCGAGAAGCCCGAGAAAUCCGAGGCAGCUGAGAGACCUGAGAAGGCCGAAAGACCUGAACGCCCCGAGAGAGCCGAGAGGAGCGAGGCAGGCGAGAGACCUGAGAGAGCUGAGAGGGCUGAGAGGUCUGAAAGGUCUGAAAGGUCUGAGAGGGCUGAGAGGGCUGAGAGAUCCGGCAGAUCGAACAGAGCCGAGAGAAGAGCAAGGAACGAGAGGUCUGAAAGAUCAAGCUGA